UAAGGGCGUUAAUAUAAUUAGCACAGUUUGCAAAAGGGCGAGCUAGGCUAACUUGACUAGCGGAUGCUAAUGCUGGAGGUUUAUUGGAUUUGACAUAAAAUACGUUUGGCACGGCUAUAUCUGAGAUUUGAAACAUGAAGCCAUCAAAGCCGUUAUUUUUAAAGACCUACGGUAAGGAGAGGCGGAAGCUGUCCGCCUGGAUCUCACCGGAAAACCGCAAGCAGGCCUUCGACAGCACAUGCUCAACAGACGGUGAUGCGGCCGUCUGUGAACCCGCAAAACCUCCGACGUCAAGAGUGAGGAAGACUAGUGUUGCUAGUCGCAGAGCGUUGCGUCCUGCCAAGAAAAGGGCCCUGCUAUGUCUGGCUGAAAAGAGCAGCACCAGUGAUGAGGAGACUCCCCCACCUCCUUCCUGUCCUCGGCCUGUCCAGCAGAGCAAGACAACCAGAGAGAGGAGGACUGGCGUUGCUAGGCGUAGAGCGGGGGGUCAUGCCAAGAAAAAGGCCAACUUAUGUCUCGCAGACACCAGCAUUGAUGAGAACAUCUCUCCCUUCUGUCCUCAGCCUGCUCAGCAGAGCAAGACAUCCAGUGAUCAUCUUCUUUCUGCGGGCCGCUUUGUAACCCGCCGCAGACAUGCUGCUGCCACCAAACACCAACUCCCUAAAUCAACUUUCAGUAUGCUCAACUCUUCAGAUGACUUUACUUCUGGAGCUUUGACUUCCUGGAGGAUUCUUCGGGCAAGGAGGGUCCCCCCGUCAAAUGUGGUAUCGAGUGCAGAGAACUCGAUGAAUGCUGCAGGGACGGCUUGCUUUGCCAUCAACCCCUUCCGAGAGAUAUCCCUCAAUGAGUCGACAGAUCACAGCCUCGGACCCUGCCCCAGGAAACCCAUCUUUUGCUCCACGCCCUCAGCAGGCUCCUUCAGCAAACGGCCACGCCUUAAACCCUUAUCAAUAAAUGAUCAAUCUUCCACCCCCCCAUCAAUGUCAGUGAGUUAUGUAGGCGUCUUCAGCACAUCCCAAGAAGACGUAGAUUCACCAGGGCAGCGUAUCUCCGCACCAUGUUCUGCACCACCCAUUGGACAUCAUUCUGGGGAGAAGCUGCUGUCAAGCCUUGGUGAGCAAGAACCAGACCGGCAGCCCGGGAUCACUAACAAGACGAGUAGCUGUAGUGUGGAAGCCAAAAGCUAUGGUGAAGACACAAAAACCAAGAAUGCUGAGGAAUUGCCAAGUCUGAGUCUGCUCUCUACCGAUGACAACAAAAGCAGAAGUCGUUUUGUGUCAGCAGCCGGAGGAUCAGGGUGGCUGACAGAGGCUCUAAAGGAGAAGUGUUUGACCGAGCACUGCUCGGUGCAGCUAGAAAGAUUGGACAGCAUCUUUGUUUCUCAGCUAAGCGGUCACACAACCUACUCAUCCUGUUUGGGACAUUCAAGCUCCGCCCACAGCCAGCAAACAAGUGAACAGCCACUGUCUGUGGAUAGCUGUCAAACUUUUGACAUUUUACGUUCUUCAGAAUCGUCAUUUGAUCUUCAUUUAUCAGCAACGAACAUGGAAACCAAUGAUUAUAUACAGUCAGUAAAUAGUUUUGAAUCUUCUGAACAUGUUGCUUCAGCAAUUGGCAGUCAAAGCGCCAACAAUUCACCAUCAGCUGAACACUCAUCCGCACAGGAGUCCAUGGCACAGCCAGAAUCAGUACUCUAUGCUGAAUCUACCUACCACAAAGACAGCAGCGUUGAGUCUCUCAUGGACACACAACUACCAGCCAACAGUUCUGUGCAAACACCAUUUGCUGUUGCAUUAAAGGAAAAAAGUCUAACUAAGAAAUGCACAGGUAAGCUCCAAAAAAAUUCUUUGUCACCACAGAAUACAGACCCAAACAAUUCUGGCAAUGACUAUACACAAAACAUUGAGGAACCAGAAAAUCUCACAUCUUACAGUCCGAUAGCUCAGACACUGUCUAAAGACCCAGAAACAGAAGAAAGAGCAGCGUUGCUCACAAAGACUCUAAAGGAGAAAUGUCUAACUGACAAAGCCUUUGUUGGGGUAAAGAGAGUAACAUGUUCACAACUAAAAGAAAUUCUGCAGCUCAAAGACACAUUUAUAGUACCCCCAGAUGCGUCAGACUCGGCCAGUGAGGACCAGACAAAGUGUAGCCACCGGUCUGAGAGUGACACCUAUCCCUGUAAGGAAAUCAACAUGAAAAAGAGAGGCUCAACUAGCUCUAAAAACAAUGUUGCUUCAGACAAAGAAGAAUUUGUGAAGAACUCUUCCAACAUUUCCCACAAAGGAAAAAAGACACAUCUGGCUCCUAAAGAAAAGAAAAGGAGGAGCACGUCCACGGACCGUCCUGGCACAACCAGGAAGGCAUGCGUAAGCGGUCUGAGUGUAAGUCGCUGGAAAAACAAAAGCAGUGCUAGCACACAUGGGUUCAGGACCGGACAGACGGGCGGUAACAAGGCUGUGGACUGCAGCAUAAACGAACUGAUCUCCACACAACCCAGACAGCCACGGGAGCUGUUGGGAACCACCAUCAAUUUCUCCACUCCGAUGAGAGCGAGUCGGCUCAACCUCUCAUCUCUGCUGGCUGACUUCACACCUAACACACACACCUGGAGUCGCCUCAAAGCGGCCCUCUCUGUUCAUCGCAAGGGCAUGGUUCUUUGCACUCCGAGUAGUUUACCUCUGUCAGAGUCGGGGUCACCUAGAAGAGUGAAGUUGGCGGAUAUCAGCCAGGACCUUUUUGCCACACCCUUGCGGACACCACUCCCCAAACACCUCCGGUCACAGCUGCUGAGCCGCAAUUCUACGGUUGCGUUUGAGGAUGCAGAUCUGUCGGAUGCAGAGAAGGUGUAUGCCGAGUGUGGCCAGCAGUGCCCUCUGCCCUGGGAGGAGUGUAUUCUCCCUCACCGUAUGAAACGAUGUGUAAAGAUAGGUGAAGGGACCUUUGGUGAGGUCUUCUCCACCACCAAUGCCUCAGGAGACACUGUUGCACUCAAAAUCAUUCCAGUAGAGGGCAGUGAGAAGGUGAAUGGAGAGGAUCAGAAGACUUUAGGAGAGAUUCUCCAUGAGAUUAUUAUCUCAAAGGAGCUGAGCAGCCUGAAAGAGAAGCUUCAGAACAAGACUCACGGGUUUAUUGGACUCAACGAUCUCCACUGCGUUCAGGGCUGCUACCCUCCAGAUUUCCUGAAUGCUUGGGACAUCUUCGAUCAGCAGAAAGGCUCUGAGAAUGACCGACCAGAUUUCUUUGAAAAGGAUCAAUUAUUCAUAAUCCUGGAGUUUGAGUUUGGAGGCGUGGACCUAGAGAACAGCAAUGGAACGCUGACGUCAUUGGGAGUGGCGAAGAGCAUCCUUCAUCAGGUCACAGCUGCCUUGGCUGUUGCUGAGCAGGAGCUACACUUUGAACACAGGGACCUCCACUGGGGCAACGUACUGGUCAAAACAACCAAGCAGAAGACAGGGAGCUUCCUCCUGAAUGGAGCAGCCCACUCUCUGGAAACUAAAGGGGUGUUGGUUCGCAUCAUUGACUAUUCUCUCUCCAGACUCGAAAUCGAUGGUCUGACUGUGUCCUGUGAUAUCUCUGAGGAUGAGGAGCUUUUCAUGGGCCAGGGAGAUUACCAGUUUGAAAUCUACAGACAAAUGAGACAGGAGAAUGGAAACAACUGGUGUAACUACCACCCCCAUACCAAUGUGCUGUGGCUCCACUACCUGUGCUCCAAGCUGCUUUCCAUGAAGUACCGGGGCUCAGGAGGAAGGGGGGUCAAGGGCAUGCGAGAGGAGCUCACUCGUUUCCAUGGCAACGUCCUCCAGUACAGUUCUGCCACUGAGGCGCUGCAAAACUGCCCCAUGUUUCACUAGUACUGAACGCAUGAUAUGUGAUGAUGCUCACACAUACAGACAUACAUAGUAUAAAGAAGUUACAAC
Molecule: messenger RNA, 3917 nt
Organism: Etheostoma cragini (Arkansas darter)
Lineage: Eukaryota; Metazoa; Chordata; Actinopteri; Perciformes; Percidae
Gene: haspin
Product: histone H3 associated protein kinase
Exons: 15
Coding region: 135-3851 (1238 amino acids)
Biological process (GO): protein phosphorylation; intracellular signal transduction; mitotic cell cycle
Cellular component (GO): nucleus; cytoplasm
Molecular function (GO): ATP binding; histone H3T3 kinase activity
Source: RefSeq, a predicted model, not a curated record